Messenger RNA from Ictalurus punctatus (channel catfish), 2030 nucleotides. It is a transcript of the gene wdr13, whose product is annotated as WD repeat domain 13. Gene Ontology annotation, molecular function: protein binding; promoter-specific chromatin binding. The transcript has 10 exons. The record is from RefSeq and is a predicted model, not a curated record. The coding region runs from base 120 to 1568 and encodes 482 amino acids. Gene Ontology annotation, cellular component: nucleus. Lineage: Eukaryota; Metazoa; Chordata; Actinopteri; Siluriformes; Ictaluridae.
GACUUGCGCAAUUCCAGGCGUAGGGAGCCUGUCCGCCGUGUCACGUGACCUCCUCCGUUGGGGGUGGGAGAGAAAAAUGUUCCGGUGAGGAAUUGAAGGUACCCCUGAGUGUGUAUGGUAUGGCUGCAGUGUGGCAGCAGGUGCUGGCAGUGGACGCAAGGUACAAUGCUUACCGCACUCCUACGUUCCCCCAGUUCCGCACGCAGUACAUCCGCCGGCGUAGCCAGCUGCUCCGUGAGAACGCUAAGUGUGGCUUUGAGCCGGUGCUGCGCAGGCAGUACCUGCGUCUGCGCAGCCAGCUGCUCGCCCUGCGCUACGGCCCGCUGUCCGAGCAAAGCAGCUUCAGAGCCAGCAGCGUGCGCAGCUCCCGCACCACACUGGACCGCAUGGAGGACUUUGAGGAGGACUCCAGGGCUCAGGGUGCUCGAGGUCACCGUCGUUCAGUGAGCCGUGGUUCAUAUCAGCUGCAGGCCCAGAUGAACAGGGCAGUGUAUGAGGAGAGGCCUCCGGGCAGCCUGGUGCCCACCUCUGUGGCUGAGGCGAGCCGUGCCAUGGCAGGCGACACCACUCUGAGUGAGAACUACGCCUUCGCUGGCAUGCAUCACAUCUUUGACCAACACGUCGACUCAGCUGUCCCUCGCUUGCAGUUCGCCAACGACGACAAGCACCUCCUCGCUUGCUGUUCCUUGGACGGGACCUUGUCGAUCAUGACUCUGUCCCCGCCUCCCCCGGCCGUUAGGGUGACGCUGAGAGGGCACGCGGGUCCCGUGACUGACUUCGCCUGGUCGCUUAGCAACGACAUCAUCGUGUCGACGUCGCUGGACGGCACGCUGCGUAUCUGGAACACGGAGGACGGUCGAUGUAUCCGCGAGGUCGCUGACCCGGAAACGAGCGAGCUCCUUUGCUGCACCUUCCAGCCCAUGAAUAACAACCUCACUGUGGUUGGAAACAGUAAGCACCUGCUGCAGGUGGUGAACAUCUCCACGGGAAAGAAAGUCAAAGGAGGUUCGAGUAAACUGACCGGCCGUGUGCUGUCGCUGUCGUUCGAUGCCCCGGGGAGGAUCCUGUGGGCCGGGGAUGACCGAGGGAGCAUAUUCUCCUUUCUCUUUGACAUGGCCACAGGGAAGCUGACUAAAGCGAAGAGGUUGGUGGUGAGCGAAGGAAGUCCCAUCUCCAGUAUCUCGGCACGCUCGUGGAUCAGCCGAGAGGCUCGGGACCCAUCUCUGCUGAUCAACGCCUGCGUCAACAAGCUGCUGCUCUACAGGGUUGUGGAUAAUGAAGGCACGCUGCAACUAAAGAGGAGUUUCCCCAUCCAGCAUGGCUCGCAGCAUCUCCACAGCAUUUUCUGUCCACUCAUGUCCUUCAGGCAGGGGGCCUGCAUCGUGACCGGCAGCGAGGACGCGUGCGUUUACUUCUUUGACGUGGAGCGCAACACUAAGGCCAUCGUAAACAAGCUGCAAGGCCACAGCGGCCCUGUUCUGGACGUCAGCUUCAACUGUGACGAGAGCCUCCUGGCCUCCUCCGACGCCACAGGCAUGGUCAUCAUCUGGAGACGCGAGCAGAAAUAACCGCAGAAGCUUCCAACUGCAACAGCAGCUUCAGUCGUGUGCGAUGUAGAAAUUUACAACCCGGCCAUUAAGGAGCCGAAUCUGCUGUCUGGUCUUGUGCUGAUUUGUUAAAAAUCGUACAGAGCUUUUUUUUUGUUUGUUUGUUUUUUUUUUGCGUGUCUGAUGUUUCAUUAUCCGUCCUCCCUGUGAGAUGUUUUUAGAUUAGAUUAAAGUGUGAUGCUUGCUUGAGACACAUGCAUCAGAAUGUAUGAGUGUGUAUGACUGGGGGGGGGUAUUUAAUACUUGUACGCUGUGGAUAACGUGAUUGUGUGUGUGUGUGUGUGUGUGUGUGUGUGUGUGUGUGUGUUUCCUUGAAAGAGAAAUUAUAUUAACAUUUAACAACGAUGAGCUCGUGCUGGCUUAAAAGUAAACACUAUCGUAUAUGUCUUGUUAUGAAGUAAUACAUUUCAUCCCACAUCCUGA